This is a messenger RNA of Aspergillus nidulans FGSC A4, 1623 nucleotides long. Its product is annotated as co-chaperone SGT1. Gene Ontology annotation, molecular function: protein-folding chaperone binding. The record is from RefSeq and is a predicted model, not a curated record. Bases 1 to 1623 code for a protein of 540 amino acids. NCBI's taxonomy places the organism in Eukaryota, Fungi, Ascomycota, Eurotiomycetes, Eurotiales, Aspergillaceae. The transcript is spliced from 2 exons.
AUGGAAUCGCCUCCAAUUUCUAACAUACAACAAAGAGCUUGGAGCCACGGGACAAGACUUUCUCUACCUCCCAUUUCUCAUUCUUUUGUUCUUCAAUUCCGCAUAGUCUAUUAUCUCCGACCAUUCACACGCUUUUCCUCCGCUGACUACUGCACAAUCUCGAGCAGUCGAAUCAGACCCCACUCCCAAACUUAUUCAAUAGUAACCAGCUUUUUAAUCCAUAAUAUGAACGCCGCAUCCCAGGGUGACGCGGCUCUCGCGAAGUCUGACUUUGUGAGCGCACUUCAGCACUACACUCGAGCUCUUUGCGAACUUCCCCGCGCCCCAGCUUAUUACAUCAAACGUUCGAUCGCAUACCUCCGCCUAAAGCCCGCAGACGGCGGCCCGAACGUCAAGAAUGCACUUCGCGAUGCUGAAAUUGCCGUAAUCCUUGCACGUGAGCGUGCGAAGCGUGACCUCAUCUGCUCUGCACAGAUGAGGAGGGCUAUAGCCCUUUACCAGAUGGAGAGAUAUGGGGAUGCGGCGUUUCUAUUCGGGUUAUUGGAGGAGAAGGUGCUUGGAGACAAGAAAGAAGGUGGGGAUGCGGCUGACAAGGUGAAGGAUGUUAUGAAUGCGUCGAAGGCGUCGGGGCCAAUGAAGGGGGUUGCGCAGGAGCUGCAGAUUUGGCUAAUGAAGAUCAAUGCGAAGCUUGGCGGUUUAGAGGAUGGGGAUGAGAGGAUGAAGGUUACCGUUGAAGAAGUUCCGGUUGGUGUGAAGGUGCCGUCGGACAAGGAGUUGAAGAAGCAGUGGGAGGCCAUGAAAUCUGGGAACAUUAGCGGUGAGAAUACCAGUGCUGGUGCUGGCCCUGUUGCAGGCAAAAAGGAAACCGAGGAAACGAGUGCUGAGGCUGUGAAGGAAAAGGCUGCUCCUCCAGUUUCAGCUCCACCUCAGACACAAGACAAAAUCCGGCAUGAGUGGUAUCAGUCAAACGACUCUGUUGUCGUGACGCUCUACGCUAAAGGCGUGGACAAGGAGAAAGUGGAUGCAGAAAUCAAGAGUGACUCGGUAUCUGUACAAUUUCCCCUCCCGUCGGGUGCAGACUACGCUUUCAAUCUCGACCCCCUCUUCGCCUCCAUCGACGAAUCCGCUUCCAAAGUCACCACAUUCUCAACCAAAAUUGAACUCGUCCUGCGCAAGCAGGUUCCCGGUCAGAAAUGGGGCUCUCUCGAAUCAUCGUCUACCGAUAUUAAGUCUUCUACUAUCACUCCUACCGCUGCCUCUUCCGCCCCAAAAUCCGCUCCAUCUUACCCAACUUCCUCGCGCCAUGGCACCAAAGACUGGGACAAGCUUGCUUCAACUCUCACGGCAAAGAAAUCAAAGAAACCUCGUGCAAAACAGGAUGAAAAGGCCAAGGAAAAGACCGAGGGUGAAGACGAAGAAGACUCUGAUAACGAGGGGUCCGUAGAUUCUGAGUAUGGCGGAGACCCCGUAGAUGGGUUCUUCAAGAAACUAUACGCAGGGGCGGAUGAGGACACUCGCCGUGCCAUGGUGAAGAGUUUUGUUGAGAGCAAUGGAACCUCCUUAAGCACGAACUGGGGAGAGGUGGGCAAGGGCAAAGUGGAACCUUACCCAGCUAACGACUGA